Molecule: messenger RNA, 1647 nt
Organism: Vanderwaltozyma polyspora DSM 70294
Lineage: Eukaryota; Fungi; Ascomycota; Saccharomycetes; Saccharomycetales; Saccharomycetaceae
Product: MFS transporter
Exons: 1
Coding region: 1-1647 (548 amino acids)
Biological process (GO): xenobiotic detoxification by transmembrane export across the plasma membrane
Cellular component (GO): membrane
Molecular function (GO): fluconazole transmembrane transporter activity; xenobiotic transmembrane transporter activity
Source: RefSeq, a predicted model, not a curated record
AUGUAUUCCGAUACCUACAAAAAUAGUUUUGCUACUGAUGUCUUGGAAUACCUCCAUUUAUUAAAAAUAAGUGAAACUUCAAAUAUAGGUUCUACAACUGAUUACAGCGCAACAGUAACUUUAAAUGAUGAUAAUAAGGAUAUAGAGAAAAAUUCCAUUAGUAACAAUAAUCAAAAUUCAUUGAUCCCCACAAGUAGUUCAGCUGAAGAAAAUACUGAUAAUGAAACAAUAAAUAAGGAUCCAUUUUUAGUAGAUUGGAAUGGAGAUGAAGAUCCAGAACACCCAUAUAAUUGGUCUACACCUAAAAAAACCAUAAUGAUUUUGCAGGUGAUGCUGCUUACUGCUGUAACAUAUAUGGGUUCUUCAAUUUAUACACCAGGUCAAGAAGCGGUUCAAAAGGAAUUCCAUGUCGGGCAUGUGGCAGCAACUUUGAACUUAUCAAUAUAUGUUCUAGGGUAUGGUAUUGGUCCUAUAAUAUUUUCACCAUUAUCAGAGUUUGCUACAUUGGGGCGUCAGAACAUUUAUAUAAUUACACUUUUCUGUUUUUGCAUAUUCCAAAUUGGAGCUGCCACAGUGAAGAAUUAUGGUGGUAUGGUUGUUAUUCGUUUCAUCAGUGGUAUAUUCUGUUCUCCUGCAUUAGCAACUGGGGGUGCAACAGUUACCGACAUUAUGAAACCUGAACUUGUUCCUGUAGUUUUAGGUUUAUGGGCAGUAGGUGCAAUUGCAGCUCCUGUUUUGGCACCAUUAUUGGGGGCAGCUAUCUUAGAAGCAAAGGAUUGGAGAUGGAUAUUUUGGUUACUACUAUGGAUGUGUGCCGCAACUUUGAUUAUUCUGAUAUUUUUCUUCCCAGAAACUCAUCAUGAUAAUAUUUUAGUUCGUCGUGCAAGAAGGUUAAGAAAAGAAACUGGUGAUCAGAGGUAUUACACCACAGCAGAGAAGAAGGAAUCAGAAUUGGAUAUGAAGAGUUUUAUAUUGUCUUCUCUCUACAAACCAAUAAAAAUUAUCAUUAAGGAACCUAUAGUUUUAGCCUUCGAUGUAUACAUUGCGCUUUGUUAUGGUAUUUUCUACCUAUUCUUCGAAGCCUUCCCAAUUGUGUUCGUUGGAAUUUAUCAUUUCACAGUUGUUGAAUUGGGUCUGGCAUUUAUGGGUUUCCAAGUGGGUUGUAUUUUUGCAUAUGCAAUUUACUUGAUUUUCCUUUCAAAGUAUUUAGCUCCAAGAUUCAAAAAUGGUUUAUUUGUUCCUGAAGAUUUCAUGGUUCUUUCAAUGAUUGUAAGCUGGUGUCUUCCAUUUUCCUUAUUCUUCUUUGGGUGGACAGCUGGUAUCCAUUGGAUAUUACCAAUAGUUGCCGAAGUAUUUUUUGUCAUUAAUACAUUUAACAUAUUUCAAACAGUUUUUGCUUAUUUAGGCAUGAGUUAUCCUGAACAUGUAGCAUCUGUAUUUGCUGGUAAUGGUUUAAUGCGUGCAGGGUUUGCAUCCGCAUUUCCAUUAUUCGGUCAAGCUAUGUUCAAUAAUUUGGGAAGUGAAAAGUAUCCAGUAGGUUGGGGUUCUUCAUUGUUAGGAUUCAUUGGUGUUGGUGUUUCUUUAAUACCGUUUGUGAUUUACAAAUAUGGUGCAUUUUUGCGUAGCAAAUCCAGUUUCACUAACUGA